AGGUUAACUCCUGCGUAGCCACUAAACUUAGAACUCUUGGUUUUAGGAGCAUAACCCCGAGCGAACCCUUUUUCAUUCAGAAGCAGGUCGGUCAUAUGGCGCUGCGAAAGCCCAAGGGAAGAGAGCUCCCAAUGUGUUUAUGAGAUCAGCAUAGCGUAUCAUCCUGUUCAUUAUCCAUAAAACCAAGGCUUAUAUACUUGUGGAAACAAAGGGGUAAUAAUCAUAUUAAUAGACGAGAACACUUGAGGCAUGAUUUCCAUAUGAAACAUUGGCCUUUUGUCUGUCUACUAGGAAGUGCGCUCCAGUGACAAUUACAAUGGACCAAUCAUUGAGGCAAAUACUUCAAGGGAUUGUGGCAGGCACGGCUCAGGCUUUAGAGGUUACAAUGCAAGCAUGGUCUGUUCUUGAGGAUUCAACUACAAGUGAAUAUUUGAUGGAAUCACUUGAGAAUGCUCCUCCUUACAAUACAGUACUUAAAGGGGUCAAUCAAUAUUCCGAUGAGAUUACAGAGGAGGAUACAACAAUGGAUAUAAUUGCAGCAAACACUCUUUCAGAACAAAACCUGCUUACAUCGUCUGAACUGAGCAUGUCAGAUUGGGAUGGAAAAGUUCCAAAUGAGUGCAUUGUGAAGCCUCAGUCGGUGGAUUGGUGGAAUCACUACAGUUUUCAUGUUAGUAGUGACGAUCUUCGGUUCCAGACUAUAUUCAGUUUGCCAAUUCAAUUAUUUGAUGAACUUUGUCAUCUGCUAUACGAUGAUUUAUGCCAAGGUCCAAUACCCAUCUCAUUUGCAAUGUCUAUAAAGAACAGGGUACUGUCAGUUGAGAAGCAAGUAGCCAUGGCCAUAUUACGCUUAUCAAGUGGAAUGACAAUGCUAACUGUCAGUGAGCUCUUUGAUUGUGGCAAGUCCACAGUGGUUAAAGUGGUAAAGAAAUUUAUUUUUUCUAUGCAAAAGAGGGCAUCCAAAUAUAUUCAGUGGCCAACUGAUGCAGCUUCACUUGAGCAUAUUAAGGAGGGAUUCCGCCUUAAACAGGGUUUCCCAAACUGUUGUGGGGCAAUAGAUGCAACUCAUGUAAAACUUGAGCUUCCCUAUAAUGAAUCAUCUAUUGAUUGGUAUAACCGUGAGCACAAUUAUAGUAUGCUUGUCCAGGCUAUUGUUGAUAGCAAUAUGCGCUUCCUUGACAUUUGCACAGGAUGGCCAGGGUCUCUUAAUGAUUCUGGUCUGCUAAGGAAUUCGUCUUUUUACAAAUUGUGUGAAGAAGGUGAGAGGCUCAAUGGACCUCCAGUAUCACUUGGUGGCUUUGACAUGAGAGAAUACAUUAUUGGGGAUGGUGCUUAUCCCCUUCUUCCCUGGUUGAUUGUCCCUUUUUCAGGGGAAACAACUGAUGAUCAAAGACUCUUCAACUACAAGCUUUCAUACACACGUAAUGUUGUAGAGCGUGCUUUUGCAAAAUUAAGGAGCACAUGGCAACUUCUACAAACCAAAAUUAAGAAACCAAAUAUGGAGAUGUUGCCCCGGACCAUCCUUGCUUGUUGCAUACUACAGAAUAUGCUUUUGUCUAUGGAAGCCUAUGAGAAUGAAAUUGUGGAUGAGAUUAUUGAUGAAUCAGACACUUCUCUUCAAGGAAUGGAAAUGGUAGAUGUUGAUCCAGCUGCAGCCACAGCACAAAUAGCUCUUAUGGAUUAUGUAAAUAAUAUACAUAAUGCACUGGAAGACUAAUGGCCCUUACAUCAGACUUCUAGGUAGUUGCUGUGAAUUGCAGUUGUUUCUGAAAUUGAUAUAUGUUGAUUACCAAAUGACAAGUGGGAGGAUAUGAACCUCAUUUACGGAUGAGUGAACUUGGAAAGAUGUCGCCCUCUUUUGUCUUUUCUUUUUUUGCUCCAUUAAGAUUAUGUUUGCUUUUCCAUGUUGUUGUUCAUUUGAAUGGACUGUAAUUUUGUUUAUAUUGAGUUAUUUUUUCAGUAUUGAAGCC
This is a messenger RNA of Cryptomeria japonica (Japanese cedar), 1970 nucleotides long. RefSeq names its product protein ALP1-like. The record is from RefSeq and is a predicted model, not a curated record. NCBI's taxonomy places the organism in Eukaryota, Viridiplantae, Streptophyta, Pinopsida, Cupressales, Cupressaceae. Bases 317 to 1717 code for a protein of 466 amino acids. The transcript is spliced from 3 exons.